Bufo gargarizans (Asiatic toad) is the source of this 2310-nucleotide messenger RNA. RefSeq names its product peroxisomal N(1)-acetyl-spermine/spermidine oxidase-like. Bases 110 to 1720 code for a protein of 536 amino acids. The transcript is spliced from 7 exons. The record is from RefSeq and is a predicted model, not a curated record. Gene Ontology annotation, molecular function: polyamine oxidase activity. Lineage: Eukaryota; Metazoa; Chordata; Amphibia; Anura; Bufonidae.
UUCCAGAACCCAGACAGAAUCGUGAGCAAGCGGGGGACACUGCACACAUCUUCGUUGCAUCUCCUACUUUGAUCACCACUUUAAAGGAGAAACAAGACGAGUUAUUAAGAUGCAGACCGGGCUGGCUAUCAGGCUCCUCCUCCUUGUCACCCUGCCACCUUUGGCACUCUCCGAUACCAAGCACAGCUCUAUGGACUCAGAAGAACCAGAACCCCUGGGUUCUCAGGGUCCAGUCGUGGUAAUUAUCGGUGCUGGAAUCUCUGGUAUUGCAGCAGCAGAGAAGCUGCACAAACAUUGCUUCCAAAACAUAAAGAUCUUAGAGGCUACUGGAAGAACCGGAGGCCGGAUCCGUACAGAGCGUUUUGCAAAAGGCCUGGUUGAGAUUGGCGCACAAUGGAUUCACGGACCAUCUCCAGGCAACCCAGUCUUUGAGCUGGCAUCUCAAUUUGGUCUUUUACACCCAGAUACUUUGCUUGAGGAGAAACAAAAAAUUAAAUGGGACGACCAACCCUCUUCCCUACCAGUUAUCUACAGUAGUGCAGGAAGAAAGAUCGACCCAGAAGUGAUGGCCAACAUUAUAGAGUUGCAUAACACAUGGGUGACUCAAGUCCGGAAUUUCACCAAUGGUGAUUGUGAUCCUGAAGCUAGUGUGGGACAAUUUAUCAGAGAAAAGAUUGUCCACAGCUCACAAGAAUGGGACAAAGAACAAACAAAAAAGAACAUGGCUUUCUUAGGGGCAUUGCUCAAAUUGGAAAGUUGUGUAACUUCAGCCCAUAGUAUGGACCAGGUGGCACUAUGCCCUUUUGGGGAAUAUACAAUGUUUCCAGGACUUGAUUGCACCUUUCCUAAAGGAUUUGAAAGUCUUGUGAACCACAUGAAGGCACCACUUCCAAGUGGCACUGUAUUACUGAACAAAGCAGUAAAGAGCAUUCACUGGCAUGGAUCCUUUCCUGGCAGCAACUCUCAUGUGUAUCCUGUGCAAGUGCAGUGUGAAGAUGGUGACAGCUUUGUGGCAGAUCACGUCAUUGUCACUGUUCCUCUAGGAUUUCUGAAGAAACAAUCAGUGGAUUUCUUCAGCCCUCCUCUUCCACCAAGCAAAUUGCAGGCUAUUAAGAAUUUGGGAUUUGGAACCAAUAAUAAAAUUGUGCUGGAAUUUGAAAAACCCUUUUGGGACUCAAACAGUACUCAUAUACAGAUUAUUUGGGAAGGAGAAUCUCCUCUUACUGAACCAAAGGAAGACCUGAAGCAGAAUUGGAUGAAAAAAAUUGCAGGAUUUGUUGUCCUCGAGCCACCUGAACAGAUGGGGCAUGUGCUCUGUGGAUUCAUUGCUGGAGAGCAGUCUAAAUAUAUGGAAACAUUAACAGAUGAAGAAAUUUUAUCAACAAUGACAGAUUUUUUCAGAAAAUUCACAGGGGAUCCUGAACUGCCUCCACCAAUCAGCAUGGUGCGUUCUCAGUGGCAUAGCCAGCCAUACACUGGUGGCUCUUACAGUUACGUAGCAGUGGGCAGCUCUGGCAUUGAUGUGGACAAUCUGGCAGAACCGCUACCCACAGACAAAGAAGUUCUCAAGCCAUUGCAGGUUCUUUUUGCUGGAGAAGCCACAGAAAGAAACUUCCAUUCGACAACACAUGGAGCUCUUAUGUCUGGUUGGAGGGAAGCACAGCGCUUGAUUGACAGAUAUUCAGAUCCUGGGGCCAAUGUUAGCAAAGCUAAGCUCUAAAGAUACAUAGUCAUCUAGAGUAAAAAAUACAGCUCUAGUUAUCAGUAAGGGCCACCGUGGUGGGGCCCUCAAUCAUACCUUUAUCACUUAAGAGUAUUCUGUGGUCUGCACCUCCUUGGUUGAUCUUCUGGGGCUAGGAAUUAAUACUUGACACAGAAGAGGGAUCCUAGUCGAGAAUUCACAUCUUCAAAGAGUAUGUCCGGUACUCAAAAAUGUUUGAUCAAAGGCCCAAACUGUAUUGAUCCUUCUAUAAUUUUAGUAGGCUAAAUAUUUUAUUAACCUUGAUGUUUGCUGUAAUUGUGUUAUGGCCUUAGGGAGGCAGUAGCUCAGUGACGAAAGGUGAAGCCUAUAAAAAAUAAAAGACUUUACACCAAAUCUGCUUGUGGUCUUGGUUACUGGACUCUCAGUGGUGUGUGUUCCCAAAUAGUUUCAUUCUUCAUGUGUCACGUGGAUAGGAGAUUAAUGGGUUAUCCCUUGGAACAACAUUUAAUAAUUACAUCCGUUUUACUGGUUGUAUUACAGAAAGAGAUUCUACACAUUUUUCUGUGAUCUUUGACUACUAACUUCAGAGGAUUACAUUAUAUAAUGCA